Molecule: messenger RNA, 737 nt
Organism: Rhizophagus irregularis DAOM 181602=DAOM 197198
Lineage: Eukaryota; Fungi; Glomeromycota; Glomeromycetes; Glomerales; Glomeraceae
Source: RefSeq, a predicted model, not a curated record
CGCAUAUUUUUAUUUGUAUACUAUAUAAGUCCAUACUUUGUUGAUUCACACUUCACAUAAGGAUUUAGAUAUUGUGCUACUAUAAAAACAAAUUCAAAUAGAAAUUUAAAAACUGAUCAACAUACUUUACAAAAUCACACUUCUCCUUAUACCACCUACUAUGCGUUUAUUUUCUUUUUUAUUAUAUUAUAAAGCUCUUAGCUUUCUCGUAGCAUUAGCUUCAUCAUGUUCACCAGAAAUAAAUGACGGGAAUCUUAUUGCAAUAAGUUUAUCAAUCUCUAACAUUUGGCGAUUCAAUAUAAAUAAUAUAAUCCCAAAUGUGGGUGCAAAUGUUAUAACGUGGAAUUCUGAUGUCCAACCAGAUGAUAAUGAAAUUUUCAUGUUGAAACAAUCAACAACUGGUGUUUACGAGUUUCGGCCAUUUAAUGAUUUUUCUCGAACUAAAAUUAUUGAAGGCACCAAUAUUGUUGGUGAUCCUUUAAAACUUAAUAUUGGCACUAACGGAGAUAACCAAAAAUUCUUUAUUGAAUGUGAUAAAUGUAAUCUCGACACCAAUUCAGAGAAAUGGGUAAAAUACCACAGUUCAUGCCAGAUAAAGGUAAAGAAUCAGUUCUUUAAUAAAUUAAUAAUUUAAUAGUAAUAAUUAAUGCUGUGUUAUCCUUAAAAUAGAAUUCAGCAACUAAACUUUGUGCGAGCGGUAAAGAUAAUGUUGGCAAUGUGACUCAAAUAAAUUGUGC